Penicillium angulare is the source of this 210-nucleotide messenger RNA. RefSeq lists its product as uncharacterized. NCBI's taxonomy places the organism in Eukaryota, Fungi, Ascomycota, Eurotiomycetes, Eurotiales, Aspergillaceae. The transcript has 2 exons. The record is from RefSeq and is a predicted model, not a curated record. Bases 1 to 210 code for a protein of 69 amino acids.
AUGGAUCCAUCGGGAUACGGUUAUGGAUCGAAGGUCAAAAAGGAAGCUAAGCCAGACUGUCGGGUCGAUGGAGUAUAUAGUGAGCUCUGGGGCCGAAAUGACCGAAAGAAGCGAAAGGAGGAUGAUGAUGAUGCUGAUAGUCAAACAGUUAAGAAACGACGUUCCAGUCAGUCGGGACAGAUACUACUGUCCACCUCCAAAAUCAAGUAA